This is a messenger RNA of Ailuropoda melanoleuca (giant panda), 3434 nucleotides long. It is a transcript of the gene CD99, whose product is annotated as CD99 molecule (Xg blood group). The transcript has 10 exons. Gene Ontology annotation, biological process: T cell extravasation; homotypic cell-cell adhesion; positive regulation of neutrophil extravasation. Gene Ontology annotation, cellular component: plasma membrane. The coding region runs from base 91 to 648 and encodes 185 amino acids. Lineage: Eukaryota; Metazoa; Chordata; Mammalia; Carnivora; Ursidae. The record is from RefSeq and is a predicted model, not a curated record.
CCGCCCCGUGGGCACUCCCGCUGCCGCCGCCGACACCGCCGCCCGCAGGCCCCACUCCCGGGACGUUUCCUGCGCGGCGCCGGGCGCACCAUGGCUCGCCGGGCCUCCCUCGCGCUGCUGCUGGCCGGCCUGCUCAGCACCCUGGUGCCCGCCCGGGGUCAAGAUUUCGAUUUGUCAGAUGCCCUUGGUGACAACGACAAGAAGCCCACGGCACCGCCCAAGAGACCCAGCGCUGACGAUGAUGGGUUCAGUCUAGAAGAUGCCCUCGGCGGGGGAGGAAACAACGACCCAGUACCACCCAACCCACCCAAACCAAAGCCGCAUCCAAAUCCCAACCAGCCUGGAUCUUCUGGUGGGUUUUCAGAUUCCGAUCUCAUCGACGGGGCUGCAGAUGGAGGAGGCGGUGGUGGCGGCGGUGGAGGAAGCCAAAAGCCUGAUGGAGGGGAGCAGGCUGACUCCCCUGGGGUAGUCCCUGGCAUCAUCGGGGCCGUCGUGGUGGCCGUGGCCGGAGCGAUCUCCAGCUUUAUCGCCUACCAGAAGAAAAAGUUGUGCUUCAAAGAAAACGCCGACCAGGGUGAGCCCAGCCCCAAGAACCAGGAAAGCACGAGCGCGGACCAAACAGUUCAGUGGAGUCUUCUGGAAAAAUAGAAGCUUGGCUGCAAAGGCAACUCCAUGAUGUUCCCGGCAGGAAGACAAGACUCACCUUCCGUGUCUCCCCGAAAAACACGUGCACCAGGGCAGCGACCUCCAAGCCGGGAUCCAGCCCCAUCCUGCCCACGCCUCUGCUCAAGAUGAGACUCUUUGUUUUGACCUUGAGUUGCGUUGUGCCCGUUUGCACCAUGCUGGGUAGACGAGGGAUACUAACGCCGCGUCUUGCACCCAGAGGGGAAUUGCGCUCACCCUGCCCGUGGCCGUGAGGGGUUUCCCCAUGGGGUGUGAAAGGCCGAUUGUCCAUCACAAAGUCAUGCCCACACCGACCCCAUUAAAGUUCCCCCACCCAGAACUCUGGGCCGUCGACCAAUUAACGUGUGAAUUAAACCAAACCAUCCUUGGCGAGGACCCUCGGAUACAGUGAGAUAAGCCUUCCAUUAGUGUCCUCAAAAUUUCCUUCAUUGGGUAGGAUUUUUUUUUUCACACCAGACUAAUAAAAAAGAAAUAAGAAACCAAGUACUUUUUACUUAAAUGUUUUAUCAUGGGGUGAUGUUUAAGAAAGGCUGUGGAAAGUAGUGGAAUGGACCCCGUGGUCCCUUUUCUGGGGUUCUGAGACAAUCAACCCAAGUGUAUCCCUGCAUUUUCGGGAUUUUUCUUUCUCUGCCUACUUCCCUCCACUGGCUUUGGUACGUCGGGGACAAGGACUUCUCGGCAUUCAGAUACUCCCCUGUGUUGCAUACUUCUCUGUAUUCAGAUUCUCCCCUGCAUCCAGAUACUCCCUUGCAUUCAGAUACUCCCUUACAUUCAGAUACUCCCCUGCAUCAGAUACUUCUGUACAUUCAAAUAAUCCCCUGUAUUACAUAUUUCUCUAUAUUCAGAUACUCCCCUGCAUUAGACACUUCUCUAUAUUGAGAUACUCCCUUGCAUUUAGAUACUCCCUUGCAUUCACAUACUCCCCUGCAUCAGAUGCUUCUGGACAUUCAGGUACUCCCCUGUAUUACAUACUUGUCUAUAUUCAGAUACUCCCCUGCAUUAGACACUUCUCUAUAUUGAGAUACUCCCUUGCAUUCAGAUACUUCCCUGCAUCAGAUACUCCUCUGCAGUUCAGCUGCUCCCCUGAAUCGGAUACUCCUUUGCAUUUCAGAUACUCCCCAGCAUCAAAUACUCCUCUGCAGUUCACCUACUCCCCUGAAUCAGAUACUCCUUUUCAUUUAAGAUACUCCCCUCCAUCAGAUAUCGCCCUGCAUUCAGACACUACCCUCUUCCUCCAUGUCGGUUUUUUGUGGAAAUUUGUUGACUGUAAUGUCUUUACAAAGUGUCUUAACUGCUUUGGUGUGAGAGCUUGCUUUAACUUUGGGGCAAAACUGCUUUAUGGCAGAGGAGCUCCUGCUGCAUUUCCUAACAACUUGAACUGAAAGCAUACUCUUCCUUCUUGACAAAAAUGGCUUUGUUUAAUUAUUUCUCAGCUUUUGUAUGAAGACGUCAUAGUGUCACAUUUUUGAAAUCAGGAUUAGAAAAUUUAUGUAGAGGGACGCCCGGGUGGCUCAGUCGGUGAAGCAUCUGCCUUUGGCUCAGGUCGUGAUCCCGGGGUCCUGGGAUCGAGUCCUGCGUCAGGCUCCCCGCUCAGCGGGGAGAUUCUGCUUCUCCCCCUGCUUGUGCUCCCUCUCUCUCUGUGACAAAUAAAUAAAUAAAAUCUUUUUUAAAAAUCCUUAAAAAAAGAAGAAAGAAAAUUUAUGUAGGCUGGCCGGAGACAGAAACACAGUUGGAGGGUUUAAACCUGGGUCAUAAUGUAUUUAUCGUCUGAGGUCAGCUUUGUUAGGAUGUGUGUGUGUGUGUUUGCAAUUGUUGAUGGGCACUCCCUAACUGUCCUCCACGAAGGUUGUGCAAAUUCAUGGUGUUCCCUGUGAUGUUUCAGCUGUCCUCAAAUAGCUCUGCAGACAUUAUGGGCUUUGCCAACCCGUUGAAAACAUGGUAUCAAAUCAAUGGUUUACAUUGCGUUUGUCUUGACACAGGUGGGAUGGGGAAUGUGCAUGUGGAAAAUCCAUGUGUGCUUCAUUUGUGGGGGAGCCAUUUGAACGCACCCUUUGCCCGUUUUUACAUGCAUCAUUGUUCCUGUUGUUAGUGAUCUGUGGGAACUCUUUACAUAUUAAAGACAGUGCUGGUUUCUUUUUUUUUUAACUUUUUUUUAAAGAUUUUAUUUAUUUAUUUGACAGAGAGAUAGUCAGUGAGAGAGGGAACACAAGCAGGGGGAGUGGGAGAGGAAGAAGCAGGCUCCCAGCGGAGGAGCCUGAUGUGGGGCUCGAUCCCACAACACCGGGAUCAUGCCCUGAGCCGAAGGCAGACGCUUAACAACUGCGCUACCCAGGCGCCCCAAGACAGUGCUGGUUUCUGACCCUGAAGUAGGUAGCCAAAAACUUUUUUCACUUUAUUUUUAGCCUUUUAACUGAAGUGAUGUUUUCUCCAUUCAUUGUUAUCAUUUUUAUGUAAUGAAAUUACUUAAUGGUUUCUGGGCAGGCUGUUAGACUUAGAAAAACAUCAACCUUACUAACAUUUUUUUUUUCUUUUAAACAUCAGGGGGCAAAUAGGUGGUUUAGUUGGUGGAGCACGAGACUCUUGAUCUCAGAGUUGUGAGUUCAAGUCCCAUGUUGGGUGUGGAGAUUUACUUAAAAAUAAAAUCUGUAAAAAAAAAAAACAAACAAAAAAACCCCUGCAAAACCUCAAACUCUGUUCCAACAUGUUAAUGUGGUUUUUUUUUUUACAUUAAAAUACUUGAUCCCCUGAAA